Messenger RNA from Eruca vesicaria subsp. sativa (arugula), 1299 nucleotides. Lineage: Eukaryota; Viridiplantae; Streptophyta; Magnoliopsida; Brassicales; Brassicaceae. The record is from the annotation of a GenBank genome assembly.
GAUUCACAAAUCACUCCCCUCCCCUAUUUCGCCCCUUUCGCCGCCGGCGUGAAUCGCUCUGACAAUGCUUCAGAUUCGACUUAGGAGGGAUUCUCCCACAGAGACUGGAAGCGGAGCGAGACCUUCGCCGACGGAAACCGUGACGGUUGCUUGUCCCGACCAUCUCGUACUCGCGGAUCUCCCUGUCGCGAAAGGGAUCGGUUCAGUGACACCCACCACCGUAAUAAAGCCGGUGGGACGGCGGUCACGAAGGCAGUUAGGAGAGAGAGUUCAUUUCUGCGUCCGUUGCGAUUUCCCCAUUGCUAUCUAUGGCCGUCUGAAUCCAUGUGAUCAUGCCUUUUGUCUCGAAUGUGCUCGUAGUGAUUCCAUCUGCUAUCUAUGUGAUGAACGGAUUCAAAAGAUUCAGACUAUCAAGAUGAUGGAAGGUAUCUUCAUCUGUGCUGCUCCUCACUGUCUCAGGUCUUUCCUCAAGAAGCCUGACUUCGAAGCCCAUGUCCAUGACCUCCACGCCACCCUAUUACACCCCGAUCCAGAUAAAGAUGAUGCCAACGACUCUGAUGUUCAGAGCACAAAGCAGCAGUCUUCUGCUUCUGAAUCCACCUUGCGAGCUCCCUUAAGAUCCCAACAGCAACACCCACAGCCGUUGCUACACAGGUCUGCAUCCUUGUCAAAGCCACAACAGUCUGGAUUUGGUCAAGUUCAGAGUUACCCUCCUCCUGCAGCAGAUAACGAUAACUCUCGUCCUCCUGGUUUCGAAACCGCUAGUCCUAAACCAGGACUCCACUACCCUCCUCCGCCUAUCAAUAUGAUGCAACCCCCGCCCAUGAAUCAAAACCCGGCUUUGCCUCAGCAGUUUAGCUUUCCACCUUAUCCAACAACAAGCGAUGGAUCGUCUCAGCAAUUCUAUAAUAACGCUGGUGCACCUUUUGAGAUGACAAGACCAGAAGGCAGCGUCGGCUCAGAACAAGGGUAUCAGCAGCAGCAACCUGCGCCAGUGAUGAAUCUGAGUUUCCAAGGAUCUUAUCCUCCUCAGUCUCCAUGGAAUCCUGCUAUGGCACCGCCUCAACAAGUUAACAGGGGUAGAGACACUCAAGGUUUUGGGUGGCAACAAGAUAACCGUGAUGGCUUUGGGCAGGAGUAAAACUAUAAGCCUAAUUUCCAACUCUUUUUUUUUCUUCUAUGUAAUGUUAAACUAUUCGUUUAAAAGUUUCAAAAAGUGUUUCUAGGACGCUUCCUAUUUGAUUCCAACUUCGAUUGACCUCAAUUCUUGUGCCCAUAAAUCAAACUGACUUGAGCUCA